This is a messenger RNA of Pristis pectinata (smalltooth sawfish), 2329 nucleotides long. RefSeq lists its product as uncharacterized. The transcript has 5 exons. The record is from RefSeq and is a predicted model, not a curated record. Gene Ontology annotation, molecular function: peroxiredoxin activity. The coding region runs from base 67 to 783 and encodes 238 amino acids. NCBI's taxonomy places the organism in Eukaryota, Metazoa, Chordata, Chondrichthyes, Rhinopristiformes, Pristidae.
UUCAACUCGGAUUUUUACGUAACUUCCUGUCUGUGUGGGUUUCUCUGAAGGUUUUGGAGCGGCGCCAUGAGUCGGGCCUGGUCGGUGGUCGGAGCCCGGGGGUGGGCGUCUUUCACACUGGCAUCAAGAUGGACAAGAGGAAGGUCUGUUGCUUGCAAAGUGGAAUAUAGCACAAAGUCUGAGAACCCUGUGCGACCUAUCAGCAGAUAUCCUGUUCCAUAUAAAAAGGACCUGCCAUAUGAUAUUGUUGAACUGAUGGAGGAGGUGGAAACCAAGAAUGGGUUUUUGCCAAACAUAUUUAAAGCACUUUCCUAUCGACCUGUGGAAUUCAGGGCAUUCUUUGCAUACUACAAUGCUAUAAUGAAGAAAGAAACAGGAAAUCUCAGCAAAGCAGACAGGGAACUUAUUAUUGUGGCCACAAGUGCGAAUAACUGUUGUCCCUACUGUGUGAUAGCGCAUAGUGCCAUACAUCGCCUUUAUUCAAAAAAUCCAAUUCUGGCAGAUCAGGUUGUUGUGAACAGGCAGUUGGCUGAUCUGGAUGAUCGGCAGCGGGCCAUGUUGGAUUUUGCCCUUGCUGUGAGCAAUGCUGAAAACAUCAGUGAAGACCAUCUCAAAAACCUGGAGAAGCACGGAUUUGAUAAAGAGGAUGCCUGGGAUAUUGGCACAAUAACUGCAUUCUUUGCAAUGUCUAACCGUUUGGCUCACUUCAUUGAUUUGCGUCCAAAUGAAGAAUUUUAUACAUUGGGAAGAUUGCCCAAAGAGAAAGAAAAAAAGGAGGGUUAAGAGAACUGAUUUCAAAUUUUUGAUUUCAUCCAGAUGCUUAUUUUGAAAAUAGCACACCAUAUUUAAGUUUGAAGUGAAGGUUCUGGAAUCCUUGCCUCUCCUCCUGCAAAAUGCAAAGUUAAAACCAGAAGUAAAAGAGGAUGAUUUCUGUGCAAGUAUGCAAUUAAUCCAGGAUACUAAAUGCAGUCUGUAAAAGUAGAACAUAACCAUUGUGAUCAUGCAUUUAUUGAAAAAGCACCAAAGGAAGUGGCAGUUAGGUGAUGGGAUUGCGCUCUCUGUUUCAUUUUAUGUACAUUAUGUAAAUUAUGUCAGCACAUCUAGAUAUCUCUAGCAGUUCCAAACUAUAAUUACUGGUAUAAUACAGUAAUUCUGAUAUUCAAGGUGAAUCAAACCAAUCCAUGAAUUUACUGUGUCAUUCACAAUUUGGGCAUGAAUGGAUUAACAUUAAACCUUGUUGGUUCACAUUUAAACCAGAACUUUUGGCGGUUUUCAGAAAAUUGUGAUGACCAUUGUACAAUUUUGAUUUUUUUUUUGGAGUUCAGAGACAUUCAAAUUAAAUAUAAUCUUUGGUGCAACGAUUUUAAUCUUAAAUACUUGAGCCAGCUAAAGAGGAGGACUGUUUCUUUUGGAUGGAAAAAACAUUUCCAAAAAAUGGAACACAAAAUGAAAAAUGAUAGUGCUCACACUUCAGUUAUGUAAAUAGUGAAGUGAAGGUACCAUGAAUAUAGUGUUAUACCUAUAGCUCUGUAUUCAUGGUAUCUUCACUUUACUAUUAUACCUAUAAGGAAGAGCUUGAGAAACUGGCUUUUUUCAAGAAUAUGAAAUGUUUUGAUGGUAAACAGUGAUAGAGUGAAUUGUUAAUUCACAGAAAACCUCAGUUCAAGAUAUUAAUAAUAAAAACAAAGAGGGAAAUUAAGGCAUUCCUCUCCUUUUAUUGGACAAAAGUAGCUACUUGUGAGAAAAACUAAUCAUUGAAAUAGAAAUAACAUGAAGGAAGAACUUAAAGAUUUGAAAAUGGGAUUGAAGUCGAGUUUCCACUUAAAGCUGGAACUGGUGUAAGCUAAUUGGGUAGCUUCUGCAAUUGAAAUUAAAACCAAAAUUACUGUCAAGCCAUUCAACUUUAAUGGAACUCAAAUCGUAUUGACACUGUAAAUUUAAAUCCAGUUUAAAAUUAACAUUUCAACUUCAAAUUUUAAUCCUAACAAACAAUGGGGAAUAAAUUAAAUAAAACCCAUGGAAUACAAAACAGAAUUGACAAGAUUCUAAUCUGUAGCUCAUGAAUGAAGUGCAAAUCAUUAUCAUUUUACAUUAUAUACUUCUGUAUAUAGAUUCAGAAAAUAUCAGUUUUGGCUAAUCCAACAAGAGGGCAAUCAAUUAAGAAAAACACAUUCAACCAAGGAAAACAUUCUAUGGUGCUUAUGUUUUUGGGUUUAUGCACAUGAUAUUUUCUUUUGAUUAAAUUGGUGAUAUUUAAUCAAUGCAGGUCUCAAUGUAGGAUGGAACCUUGAUUGAGGAAAAUAAAUAAAUAAUCAUGUUGCAGAUUUCA